AGAUUUCUGUUAUUUCUCAAUUUAUGUGUACCUGCCUACUUAACAUUAAUGUGAUUGCGCUUAUUUUAUCAUAGCUUUUAGGAUAACAUUAUCUUGGUAUUUGAAUUGUAUAAACUUAGUAUGCAGUAAUGGCAGAAUAUAAGAGCUCUUCAUUCAAUGUAGUUACAUUAGUAGAUAUAGUAAUUUAGAACUGCAAUUUUCAUAAUUUUGGAAUUUACCUUUUCUUAUACCCUUUUCAGGUAAAUAUGAAUAAAGAUUCUCCGAAAAUAGCUGUGGUCGGAGCUGGAAUAGUGGGUUUGACGGUUGCAAAAAUAUUACAAGAAAAGCUUGAUAAAACUAAUAUAACGUUGUUUGCUGAGAAAUUUCACCAUGACACCACCAGUUGCGUGGCUGCGGGCAUCUUCAGGCCAGGCACUAGUUUCAAAGGGCCUACGCCGGAGAUAACGAAAAAAUGGAUCAACGAAUCCUGGUAUUACUGGCAAGAUAUAUUAAAAAGUUUUGAAUCCGUCGACGCUGGCAUUAUGGCUUUUGACAGUUACAUAUUUUCCAAAGAAAACUAUCACGUUACAAGAAACCACUUAAUUGAGGAUCUCCUACCUAUCUAUAGACCAGUGCAAGAAGACGAGUUGAAACUCGUCAAUGGCGAUUGGAAAUACGGAUCGUAUUUCUCUACAUUAAAAGUAGGCUGCGAAAAACAUUUACCUUGGCUUGAGCAGAUAUUCAAAAGAAAAGGGGGUGUCAUUGUUAAUGGUAAAGUCGAUAGUUUCACAUCCCUAGCAAAGUACGAUUUGGUCUUGAAUUGCUCUGGUUUUGGCGCCAAAUACCUGUGUAACGAUCAUGACUUGGUACCCAUCCGCGGGCAGGUUGUGAAAGCGCAUGCACCUUGGUUGAAGUUUGCAUUUUACGGUGAUUAUGAUACUUAUAUAAUUCCUGGUUUGGAUGGGGUGGCUACUUUGGGUGGAGUGAGACAAUACGAUAGUUAUAACAUGGAAGUUAACAAGCAUGACACUGCGGCCAUUUUGGAGCGUGUCUACGAAAUGUUGCCAGCUUUAAAGAAAGCGAAGAUUGUGGACCAUAAGGUGGGGUUGCGUCCCCAUCGGGUACCUGUUCGUGUUGAGCCAGAGAUGGUGGGUGGUCUGAAGGUGGUGCAUUGCUAUGGACACGGCGGUUACGGAGUGAUGUGUGCACCCGGCACUGCGAUACAUGCUGUCGAGAUAGCAAUAAAUCUGCUUAAAGGCAACAGCCGAGCUCAUUACUGAUUUUUGUUAAUAGACAAUUACAUUCACGUUAGAUAUUUAUUUUACCUAAAUAGAAUAUUGAAGUUAAAAUAUUGAAUGUAGCUACGCUGAUCAAAGACAAAAUAUACCUAUACUUAUUUGAAUAAUUUUAUUUCUGAUACUGUAUAUCGAAAAAAGAAAAAUAAUACAUUUAUUGUUUAUAUAAAAGUCUUGUACUCGUAAAUUAACAACCUAAACCAAUCAACAACAACUAUUGUUAUAGUCCGUAUUAAGAGUUCAUAAUAUACCUACAUGAUUUCAGUAAGUAGCUACUUAUUAGCUAGUUCUAUAAAGGUUCAAGGACUACGUAUUGUUAUCUAAAGAUAAUAAUGCUCUUUGUUUAUUAUGUACAGUAUGCCUCUUGUGCCUAAUAAAUAAAUAGGUAUUGG
Messenger RNA from Diatraea saccharalis (sugarcane borer), 1666 nucleotides. Lineage: Eukaryota; Metazoa; Arthropoda; Insecta; Lepidoptera; Crambidae. The record is from the annotation of a GenBank genome assembly.